CUAAAAAAAAUUCAAAAUACGGUUCUUUAAAAAUUGUUCGUGUACAUAGUUUGAAAUAUGUUCCGGGGGGCAUAUAAGGUUUUAUCAUUUUUACAGUCAAGACAUGUCUUGGUUAAAAGCAGCUAUAUUAAGAGACGGCCUUUCAGUGAUCUUUUUGAUAAAGGGGGCAAAGGCAGUGGCGGUAUCGAACCUUACCAUGUAAAACUAUUACAAGUAAACAAAGGAAAAGAGGCACAGAUCCUGGAAUUAACCGCGCAAAUCGAGUCCCUUGAGAUGCAAAUUAAAGCCCUUGAAAAAACCAAGUCAGCUGAGGCACAAGCUGCGAAAGGAGAACUUAUGGUAGUCCUUAAAGAGCUAAAAGGUGCCCUCCGGAAGUUAAGAAUGAAUAAAUAAUAAUACAUAUGU
This is a messenger RNA of Drosophila suzukii, 405 nucleotides long. RefSeq lists its product as uncharacterized. Lineage: Eukaryota; Metazoa; Arthropoda; Insecta; Diptera; Drosophilidae. The record is from RefSeq and is a predicted model, not a curated record.